Molecule: messenger RNA, 2252 nt
Organism: Megalobrama amblycephala (Wuchang bream)
Lineage: Eukaryota; Metazoa; Chordata; Actinopteri; Cypriniformes; Xenocyprididae
Gene: bnipl
Product: BCL2 interacting protein like
Biological process (GO): apoptotic process
Cellular component (GO): cytoplasm
Source: RefSeq, a predicted model, not a curated record
GGGGAGCAGAAGUGCUGAAAGCAGCUGAACCAAUGGGAGACAGUCAAUUCAGUCAGCAGAAGUCAGAAAUGUUGAAAAACCUGUACUGACAGUCAGGACUUUAGACAUGGGGACUUACUCAGACCAGAAGGAAGGAUACCUGCAAAAUGGGCAUUCAGAAUACGGCAAGACAUCGGCCUUCAUCCCCGACAUGGAGCUCCGGGAGGAAUGGCAGGAUGAGGAGUUUCCCAGGCCCCUUCCCGAGGACACACAGAGUCCUGGCGAUGAACCUGAAAGCCCUGGAGCUGAGGGAAACAAGCCUGUCCCACCGACCAGCCUGGCCCUGACAGGUAAUACUGUGAGGAAGAAGCGACUAGUGGCACCAGCACUUAGUUUAACGCUGGACAAAACCUCUGUUGACCGGAGCAUGAAAUCAGAUGAGUUUGACGCUUCCGCCAUUUCACCAUCUGCCGAUGAUGACCUAGAGUUGGACAUUAACCUAGAGGCCUUAGAGACCCCCUCAGACAGCGAAUCUUGCAACUUCCCAGACAGCAUGCACGACUUGGAGUGGGAAGAUGAUCUUCCUAGGAUGGGUAAAGCAGCGAUCAGAAAAGCCAGUUUACUAGAGCACGCAGAGAUGGGACACUUAGACUUGGAUCAGGUGGACAGCAACGGGCGGCGAUGGAGACGAUUCCAUAUUGGGGGCCAAGAAUACCAAGUCAACAUGAGCGUUCUGGAGCCGUACCUCCAAGUUCUCUCCCACGGAGGGUAUUAUGGGGACGGCUCGAACGCCAUCAUCAUGUUUACUGCCUGCUACCUACCAGAAAAUACAAUAGAACACUAUGAGUAUGUGAUGGACAAUCUGUUCAGGUACAUUAUUGGCACGUUGGACUUGAUGGUGUCUGAGAAUUACAUAUUGGUGUAUCUGUGUGGAAUGGCCCCUCGCAAUAAGAUGCCUGGCAUUAAGUGGCUCCGACAGUGUUACAUGUCCAUUGAUAGAAGGUUAAGGAAAGACUUGAAAGGGCUUUUCGUGGUUCACCCGGCCUGGUACGUGAGAGCGGUAAUUACCGUCAUCAAACCAUUCAUCAGUGAGAAAUUCAGCAGGAAGAUGCGUUUCAUCCACAGCUUGCAGGAACUGGCAGAGUUUGUUCCUGUGGACCAGCUGCAAAUCCCAGACUGCAUCAGAGAGUAUGAUGAGCAGAUGAACAGGUGAGGGUGUCUGAUGGAAAGACAGCAGAGGUGUACAUACUGUACAGACUUCACACUGGGGGAUUGGAGCUGGCUGGGGUUAAAGGUCAAGCUUUAGGUGCAAAUGCCCUAAUGACAGAAAAACUGCUUCCUACCAGACAACUCUUUGAUGAAAUACACAAAGACAGUGUUGUCCUUCAGAGAGACACAGCUGUGUCAAGCCACAAGGUGGGUAAGGAGAGAUCCGCGAACAACAUGAAAGCCUGCUUUACGUCAUUGCAUUUAAACUGUUACACAAAAACAAACAAAUGUGCAGUGUUUUCCCAGACUCUACAAAAUCAAACAACACACCCUUCAUAAAAGCUUUUAUAUUUAAGCGUGAAAAGUUAAACAUACACAACCUUACUGAAUAUUUUAAUAAAACCAUUUCCUUUUUUGACUUGUGGUGAACAUACCCAAAUUAGGGUAAAUAUUAGAUUAAAUAAGGUUGUUUCAUGGCUCUAUUUUAAUAUUUGCACUAAAUGGUUACAAAGUCUCAUUAUAAAUAUGUUAUCUGAAACCUGUAUGAACCAUCAUUCAUAUAUGGUUUAAAGUCUUCAAAAUACUGUGUUUUCAUCUAAGUGACCUGGUUUUUGUCUUUUCUGUAAAGUGGUAUUGACUGUUUUAUUGAAUUUAUUUUGAUAUGUUCUGUAAAAUACAUUGUACUUGAGCAUUUAAUCGUGAAUGUUAUCAGUGCAAAUGCAGCAAUGCUCAAACUUUUAAAUCAGAGAGCUAUUACAAUACAAAGUGUAUAAUAUUGCUGUAAGGAGUCAUGUUGUUCAGUUUAUACCUGUACAUAUUUGUUACAUAUAUAAUAGGACUUGGUUUUCUUCUGGAAUAAGGUAGGGAAAUGUUCUCUAAUAUUCAGCUGCUGCUGCCUGUAAAGUGGCCCAUUGAAUGUGCUUUCAUUUAAUAGACUCCUGUGUGCAAAUAUUUAUACAAGGCCACACUUGAACAACCUGAGCUUUCAAACUGCAUACAUAUAUACUACAUGUAUGUCUUUUCUACGAUAUUUAAGGAAAUAAAGGGUUAUAUUAAACACCUGA